CCGGAGGCGCUGUAGAGCCGCAGAGAAUGAGAGAAUGAGAGAGAGUGAGCGCGACUGAGACAGAGAGAUUGAUUGAUUGUUUGUGUCGCGUUAAACUCGUGUGCGUGUUUCUGCCUCCUCUGACUCUGCUCCUGAUCUUACAUUUAAACGCGUUUCCUUCCUGAAAAGAUGGACAUGAAGAAGAGGAUUCACUUGGAGCUGCGGAACAGGACGCCGUCAGACGUGUGUGAGUUGGUGCUGGAUAACUGUCGUUCUGAUGAGGGGAAAAUCGAGGGGCUGACGUCAGAGUUUGUCAAUCUGGAGUUUCUCAGUCUAAUUAAUGUGGGUCUAACGUCGAUCUCCAACCUCCCAAAACUUCACAAACUCAAGAAGUUGGAGCUGAGUGAUAACCGGAUCUCAGGAGGUCUCGAGAUUCUGGCAGAGAAAGGGCCAAACCUCACACACCUCAACCUGAGUGGCAACAAACUGAAGGACCUGAGCAUGCUGGAGCCACUGAGGGAUCUGCCCCGUCUGAAGAGUUUGGACCUGUUUAACUGUGAGGUCACGACCCUGGAUGAUUACAGGGUAAGUGUGUUUAAGCUGCUCCCACAAAUCACCUACCUGGAUGGUUAUGACCCAGAGGACCGAGAAGUGAGUGACUCGGAUGCAGAGGGAGGUGACGAGGAUGAGGAUGAAGUGAACUCAGAGGAUGAGGAUGAAGAUGGAGAGGAGGAUGAGGAUGAUGAGGACGAUGAGGAUGAAGAGGCAAGUUUAGAGGAGGAGGAAGACUCUGGUCAGGAGGAUGAUGAUGAUGAUGACGACGACGAUGAUGACGAUGAGGAGGAAGAUGAAGAUGAGUAUAAAGGAGAAAAGAGGAAACGAGAGCCAGAGGAUGAAGAUGACGAUGAGGAUGAUUGAGUUUGUGCUUGUGGUGUGUGUUUGUGUGUGAGAUGAGUUUUAAUGUGUUAGAUCACACUGAUGUUAUUUUUUUAAACCCCACUCAGUUCCCAUGUUGUCUUUUUUUUAUACUCUUGUUCAUUUUGUUUGUUUUCUCUCCAAAUUGAAGAGAGACUUUGUAAAUAAAAUGUUUUCUAAGUCA
Messenger RNA from Hemibagrus wyckioides, 1078 nucleotides. Its product is annotated as putative acidic leucine-rich nuclear phosphoprotein 32 family member C. Gene Ontology annotation, cellular component: nucleus. Gene Ontology annotation, molecular function: histone binding. The record is from RefSeq and is a predicted model, not a curated record. Lineage: Eukaryota; Metazoa; Chordata; Actinopteri; Siluriformes; Bagridae. The transcript has 7 exons. Gene Ontology annotation, biological process: regulation of apoptotic process. The coding region runs from base 169 to 897 and encodes 242 amino acids.